CCAGGGACGCGCUACGUGUCGCGGGAGCCCUUAUAGCCCCGGCCCGGCCCGGCUCGGCCGCGCCGCCCGUCACCAUGUCGAGCCGACAGCAGACGGGAUCAACCAAUGUGGUUUACCAAGCCCAUCAUGUCAGCAGGAGUAAGAGAGGACAAGUCGUCGGUACCAGGGGUGGAUUUCGAGGCUGCACGGUUUGGCUAACAGGCCUUUCUGGAGCUGGCAAGACAACCAUCGGCUUUGCUCUGGAAGAGUACUUGGUCUCUCAUGGCAUCCCCUGCUAUUCCCUGGAUGGUGAUAAUGUUCGGCAUGGCUUGAAUAAAAACCUGGGUUUCUCGGCUGGGGACCGCGAGGAAAACAUCCGCCGCAUCGCAGAGGUGGCCAGGCUGUUUGCUGACGCUGGGCUUGUCUGCAUAACUAGUUUCAUUUCUCCUUUCGCAAAGGAUCGUCAAAAUGCACGGAAAAUUCAUGAGGCAGCUGGACUUCCUUUCUUUGAGAUCUUUGUAGAUGCUCCUCUAAAUAUUUGUGAAAGCAGAGAUGUGAAGGGCCUGUACAAAAAGGCAAGAGCUGGAGAGAUCAAAGGAUUCACGGGGAUUGACUCAGAGUAUGAGAAGCCCGAAUCUCCUGAACUAGUGUUGAAAACGAAUGUUGCGUCGGUGUCUGAAUGUAUUCAGCAGGUUGUGGAGCUCCUCCAAACACAAAACAUCGUGCCCCACUGCUCGAUUAAGGAUGUUCUUGAGCUGUUUGUACCUGAAAAUAAACUCGAUAGCGUCCGAGCUGAAGCAGAGAUGCUGCCAUCCGUAGAGAUCACCAAGCUGGAUCUGCAGUGGGUGCAGGUGCUGAGCGAAGGCUGGGCCACUCCGCUGACCGGCUUCAUGCGCGAGGCGGAGUACUUGCAAGUGAUCCAUUUUGGCACCCUGCUGAAUGACGGUGUUGUCAACCUGAGCAUCCCCAUCGUGCUGCCGAUCUCCACGGAGGACAAGGAGCGGCUGGAGGGCUGCGAGGCGCUGGCGCUCAGCUACGCGGGGCGCAGGGUGGCGGUCCUGAGGAGCCCUGAGUACUUCGAGCACAGGAAGGAGGAGCGCUGCGCCCGCGUCUGGGGCACCACCUGCGCCAAGCACCCGCAUGUCAAAAUGGUGAUGGAGAGCGGAGACUGGCUGGUUGGUGGAGACCUCCUCGUGCUGGAGAAGAUCAAAUGGAACGACGGGCUGGACCAGUACCGCUUGACACCGCUCACUCUCAAGCAGAAGUUCCGAGAAAUGAAUGCUGAUGCUGUCUUUGCAUUUCAGCUGCGCAACCCCGUCCACAACGGGCACGCCCUGCUCAUGCAGGACACACGGCGGCAGCUUUUGGAGAGGGGUUACAAAAACCCUGUGCUCCUUCUGCACCCCCUGGGAGGAUGGACCAAAGAUGACGAUGUCCCACUGGAGUGGCGGAUGAAGCAGCACGCAGCAGUGCUGGAGGAGCAAGUCCUGGACCCCAAGUCGACCAUCGUUGCCAUCUUCCCCUCUCCCAUGCUCUACGCCGGCCCCACGGAGGUGCAGUGGCACUGCCGAGCUCGCAUGAUUGCCGGGUCCAAUUUCUACAUUGUGGGGCGCGACCCUGCAGGCAUGCCUCACCCUGAGACCAAGAGGGACCUCUACGAGCCCACGCAGGGAGGGAAGGUCCUCAGCAUGGCACCGGGCCUGACCUCGGUGGAAAUCAUCCCCUUCCGGGUGGCUGCUUACAAUAAACUGAAAAGGGCCAUGGAUUUUUAUGACCCAAAAAGGCACGACGAUUUUGACUUCAUCUCGGGAACACGCAUGAGGAAGCUUGCUCGUGAAGGUGAAAACCCACCAGACGGCUUCAUGGCCCCCAGAGCUUGGAAAGUCCUUACCGAGUACUACCAGUCGCUGGAAAAAAAGAAUUAACACUACUCCUCCUCCCUAGAAAUGCUUGUAUUAAGAGUGAGCAAUGAGUGAUUGAUUCCCUAUGACACAGAUCAGUUACUUGGCAUUUCCAGUGCUCUGACUGUAGAAUUUUCCUACCUGGGUCAGAGCGUUUUUUACUAAUCAGAAAUACUUUGAGCCUGGUCCUUCUCCCCUUGAAGCUGCCGGGAGCAUCCCUGUGGAGCUGGAAGGGGAGGGCAGCGGUCCCUUUGUUCCCAGCUGAGCACGGCUGCAGGCAGCCCAGCACGGCCUCCGAACGGGCCAGCUGGAGCGUUUUGGUGCUGCCAGGGCUGCGCACCGGCCCCUGGGGCGGAGCUGGUACCUCGGCACCAGGAUAAAAACGUGUCUGUCCCCUGUCUGGAGCAGAACAGAAGUGCCUUUCUGCUACCCCUCGCCCAGCGCUGCCCGAAGAGGCAGGAGCAGCCGCUGAAGCGAGGAGCGGUUGCUGCUGCUGGGGUGGGAAACGGGCACUCGAUGCUCAGAUCCAGUCGCUGCUCUCCAGGUUGUGCCUUAGAUGAUUUUUUGCUAUGAAACAGCAGGAUUUUUUUAACGCCCUUUUAAAAAAAAAAAGAUUUUUUUUUUUUAAUUAACCUUGACCAUCGCUGGUUCCUUGUGGCUGAGUCGAUUGCUGACUGUUCUUCCUUGCUUCCUUCUGCUUGAUCCCUCUGCUCAAAACAAAACCUGGGCUGAGUGAUACCAGUGCUCUGACUUCAGCCAUCCAUGGGGACUCUGCCACAGCUCCCCCUUUCCUCUGCCCCCGCUCCUCCCAUCCAAAAGGCAAAUUAAAGACAAAACAGCAAAAUCAGAGUGUGGGGUGGGUCCGAAUGGCUGUACCCAGUAAACCAGGUGAGAUGGCUCAAGCGCUUGCCCUCGUCGGUGCCGGUAGCCCUGCGUGGGUGCAGGUGACCUGCUUGUAUCUGCGGGCUGGUGCCGCUGGCUCUGGCCGGGGGAUGGCCGGAGGGUGGCAGAAACCUCCUUGGGUCCCCGCAGCCGCGCGGGGUGCUGCUGGGCGAGGGGCGAUGGGGCUGAGCCGAGAGCCGGUGGCUGGUGCCUGCUCCCAGCUCUGGCUGGUGGAAAGUUACCACAGCCCUUAUCUUUUUAUUCCCCCCCACCCCAUCGACAUGGACUUUGCCGCUGUGCGUGAGGCUUUUCCGCUGACUCUUGCGGUAGCCUCGGCCGGGGCUGAGCAGCGUGACUCAACACCAGAGCUUCACCUGGUGCCGUAUGUGUCUCGCCCCGAGCACGUCCCACUGGGACCGGUGCCUGCCUGGGCGCUGCCCGAGGUUCAAGCGUGAUGCCCUGCAUGGCCGGGAGCCCCUCGGCCGCUGCCUGCCCCUACCUGUGCCUCAACGUCCUGCCUGCUGUCAGCGGAGCCUUUCCCGGGGAAAGGGCUGAUCCUGCAGCCCCAUUGUGCCGGCGGCGAGGAGCACGCUGCCUCCCCGGCCCCCGCGCUCAAGUGUGAGGAUUUUAGGGGGGGAGACAGCUGUGCACUUGGUAGUUAUUGCAACAACCCAGAUGAUUGAUGAUUUUUGUACUUGUCCUUUUUAGCAGACACCCUAAGACUGGUUAGAAUGUGUUUAAAUGAAAUGGAAAUAGCAUUCUCCUCUUCUUCAGUUUUAAUUACAAAUGGAUCUGCGCUUGGUAAAAAUAAUCACGCUUCUGCUUGUAACUAGGGAUAGUGCGCUGCCUCGCAAGCUGAAACCUGUUUUGCUGUGGCCAUGGUGCAGGGUCCAAGACUACGGAUGCGAUUGGGAAUACUUUUGCAGAAAGCUGGGGGUUUCUUUUCUUUUUUUUUUUUCCCCUCCCCAUUUGUCAACUGAUUUGGGGUUGGUUUUUUUGUAAAAAAUUUUUUUUUUUAAGUAUUCUGAGCAAAGAGCCCAAAGCUGUGUUAUACCUCAAGAAAAAUGCUGCAAGGCCCCAUGUCAGGAGCUGACUCGUACCUGUGCCUCUUACACGCGGGCCCUCUGGCAGGGACCCGGAUGACAAAAGCAAUACUCCCAUUUGUGAUUGCAAUAUUUGUCAUUUCUGUUAAGUAGUGAAAUAGUGCUGUUGCCGCUAAUCUUAAAAUAAUCAAAUGGUUUAAAAAAAAAAAACCCCACAAACCUGCAGUAAAUUCAGAUGGUUACAGCAAAACACAAAUGUUGUAUUAUCCUUUUAAAAUAGCGUAGUGUACUGAUUACCUCUGAUUAAAAUAGAGUACGUGGACUAGUUUUUUUUUUUUUAUUUUAUAAUGUAUUUAUUAAAAGACAUGAGACUGGAAUUUGUACCUCAACUGAUGCAUCUCAUGAUUUAAUAUAUUCUGAACUUGAUACUCCGCUACAAAACACUCACUUUUAGUACAAAUAAAUAUUUAUACGUGUAACUAA
Messenger RNA from Grus americana (Whooping crane), 4288 nucleotides. It is a transcript of the gene PAPSS2, whose product is annotated as 3'-phosphoadenosine 5'-phosphosulfate synthase 2. The transcript has 12 exons. Gene Ontology annotation, molecular function: adenylylsulfate kinase activity; ATP binding; sulfate adenylyltransferase (ATP) activity. The record is from RefSeq and is a predicted model, not a curated record. NCBI's taxonomy places the organism in Eukaryota, Metazoa, Chordata, Aves, Gruiformes, Gruidae. Gene Ontology annotation, biological process: sulfate assimilation; 3'-phosphoadenosine 5'-phosphosulfate biosynthetic process. Bases 75 to 1904 code for a protein of 609 amino acids.